Messenger RNA from Myxocyprinus asiaticus (Chinese sucker), 2928 nucleotides. RefSeq names its product cell division cycle 26 homolog (gene cdc26). Lineage: Eukaryota; Metazoa; Chordata; Actinopteri; Cypriniformes; Catostomidae. Gene Ontology annotation, cellular component: anaphase-promoting complex. The transcript has 3 exons. The coding region runs from base 103 to 369 and encodes 88 amino acids. The record is from RefSeq and is a predicted model, not a curated record. Gene Ontology annotation, biological process: protein K11-linked ubiquitination; anaphase-promoting complex-dependent catabolic process; regulation of mitotic cell cycle.
GAUUUUCAGUGUGCUUUCAACUACAUUUCCCACAAUUCCACUCUGAACUUCCUGUGGAGGGCAAGCGUGUGUUCGCGGCAACGAGAAGCAGGUGACGUGAAGAUGCUGCGCAGGAAACCCACACGCCUCGAGCUCAAGCUGGAUGACACGGAGGAGUUUGAAAGUGUGAAAAAAGAACUAGAGAGUCGAAAAAAACAGAGGGAUGAGUUGGAUGUAGUUGGUGUAGCCACAUCCAGCGAGAUGAGUGGAGCAUCAGGUGGAGCCACAGAUGGGAAAACCAGAGUGCAGAUGAUCCACGAGCGGAUUGGAUACAAACCUCACCCGAAGCCUAACACAUUACCAUCACUUUUCGGGAACCUUCAGUUUUGACAAUCUGCAAACCUGAAAAUGGACUAUGAGGUCUACUUUGUUAUUUCAGUUGCAAACACACACAUUGUUUUGAUGUGUAUUAAGGUUGUUUGUGAUAAAAAUACUAUUUUUCUACCAAGUAAAUAAAAUCUUACUAGUAGAAUGGGGGAACAUGAAUCUUUUCACUUUACUGUAUGAUAGAAAAAGAAGACAAGGGAAAUGCCUAGGUGAGCAGAACAAAUAUAAGGAUGGGACCUGUAAGGAAUUUAACGAUUCCAGUUCUGAUUUCAAUACCUUUUAAUUAUUUUAUUUCUGAAAGAUUCUGAAGAGUCUUACAUUGGGGAAUCGCACUACACUGUUCACGCUGUAUGUUUUGCGCUGUAGAUUCAAAAGAACCAGCUUAUAAGAGUCAUUCAUUGGGGAAUCGCACUACACUGUUCACGCUGUAUGUUUUGCGCUGUAGAUUCAAAAGAACCAGCUUAUAAGAGUCAUUCUUUGGGGAAUCGCAUUACACUGUUCACGCUGUAUGUUUUGCGAUGUAGAUUCAAAAGAACCAGCUUAUAAGAGUCAUUCAUUGGGGAAUUGCACUACACUGUUCGCGCUGUAUGUUUUGCGAUGUAGAUUCAAAAGAACCAGCUUAUAAGAGUCAUUCAUUGGGGAAUUGCACUACACUGUUCGCGCUGUAUGUUUUGCACUGUAGAUUCAAAAGAACCAGCUGUUAAGAGUCAUUCUUUGGGGAAUCGCACUACACUGUUCACGCUGUAUGUUUUGCGCUGUAGAUUCAAAAGAACCAGCUUAUAAGAGUCAUUCAUUGGGGAAUCGCACUACACUGUUCACGCUGUAUGUUUUGCGCUGUAGAUUCAAAAGAACCAGCUGUUAAGAGUCAUUCUUUGGGGAAUCGCAUUACACUGGUCGCGCUUGUAUGUUUUGCACUGUAGAUUCAAAAGAAUCAUCUCAUAAGAGUCAUUUGUUGGGGAAUCGCACUACACUGGUCGCGCUGUAGAUUCAAAAGAACCAGCUUAUAAGAGUCAUUCAUUGGGGAAUCGCACUACACUGUUCGCGCUGUAGAUUCAAAAGAACCAGCUGUUAAGAGUCAUUCUUUGGGGAAUCGCAUUACACUGGUCGCGCUUGUAUGUUUUGCACUGUAGAUUCAAAAGAAUCAUCUCAUAAGAGUCAUUUGUUGGGGAAUCGCACUACACUGGUCGCGCUGUAGAUUCAAAAGAACCAGCUUAUAAGAGUCAUUCAUUGGGGAAUUGCACUACACUGUUCGCGCUGUAUGUUUUGCACUGUAGAUUCAAAAGAACCAGCUGUUAAGAGUCAUUCUUUGGGGAAUCGCACUACACUGUUCACGCUGUAUGUUUUGCGCUGUAGAUUCAAAAGAACCAGCUUAUAAGAGUCAUUCAUUGGGGAAUCGCACUACACUGUUCACGCUGUAUGUUUUGCGCUGUAGAUUCAAAAGAACCAGCUGUUAAGAGUCAUUCUUUGGGGAAUCGCAUUACACUGGUCGCGCUUGUAUGUUUUGCACUGUAGAUUCAAAAGAAUCAUCUCAUAAGAGUCAUUUGUUGGGGAAUCGCACUACACUGGUCGCGCUGUAGAUUCAAAAGAACCAGCUGUUAAGAGUCAUUCUUUGGGGAAUCGCAUUACACUGGUCACGCUGUAGAUUCAAAAGAACCAGCUUAUAAGAGUCAUUCAUUGGGGAAUCGCAUUACACUGUUCACGCUGUAUGUUUUGCACUGUAGAUUCAAAAGAAUCAUCUCAUAAGAGUCAUUCUUUGGGGAAUCGCACUACACUGGUCACGCUGUAGAUUCAAAAGAACCAGCUUAUAAGAGUCAUUCAUUGGGGAAUCGCACUACACUGUUCACGCUGUAUGUUUUGCACUGUAGAUUCAAAAGAAUCAUCUCAUAAGAGUCAUUUGUUGGGGAAUCGCACUACACUGGUCACGCUGUAGAUUAAAAAGAACCAGCUUAUAAGAGUCAUUCUUUGGGGAAUCGCAUUACACUGGUCGCGCUGUAUGUUUUGCGCUGUAGAUUCAAAAGAAUCGUCUCAUAAGAGUCUUUCGUUGAGGAAUCGCACUACACUGUUUUUGCUGUAUGUUUCACGCUGUAGAUUCAGUAGCGGUGUUGCAAUGCACUAAAUGGUAGCACAGAAAACACUACAAAAGUAUUUUAACACAGUGAUGCACAUUCAAGAACCGUUAGCGAUAUCUAAAAAAAAAAAAAAAAAAAAAAAUGGAACCGGUUCUUGGUGUUCAACCCUAGUAAUAUAUAGGUUGAUUAAUGACAGAAGAGGUAGUCACAACAAUUAUCCUUCGAAUCAUACAAUUUAUUUAGACAUUUAUUUGCCAUUUACUUUAAACGAUUGCAGUAAUGUUUACAUGUAAAAGCUCUACAGACAUGACUGUACUGUAAACAGACUAGGAAAUGUUAACACUACUGCAACACUGGAAAGAAGGUUACAUUCUUCUACACAAGGGCUUGUAUGCUGUCCCACUUCAGUGUUAGCCAAAAUGUGAAACCUGUUUACAAAAAAAAAAAAAAAAAAAAAAAAAAAAAAAAAAAAAAAAAAAAAAGACAAAGCAAA